This is a messenger RNA of Cucurbita pepo subsp. pepo (vegetable marrow), 499 nucleotides long. RefSeq lists its product as uncharacterized. NCBI's taxonomy places the organism in Eukaryota, Viridiplantae, Streptophyta, Magnoliopsida, Cucurbitales, Cucurbitaceae. The record is from RefSeq and is a predicted model, not a curated record.
GUAAGUUUCCUGUUUUCCCUUUGUUUUAUGCGAUUAUGCCUCUCUUUUCAAAGUUGGGAUCUCGUUUGCGCCGAGCAGUGGACGCGCGACGCGUCUACCAGGAGCAGAGUUUGGAGAGAGUGACGAGUUCGAAGUCGGAAUCUGCUUCUCAUUGGCGGCCGGCGCUGCCGCCUAUAUUGGAGGAUAGUAAAGGGGCUCGGUUGCCGGUGAAGAAAUCCGGCGAAAAGAAGAAAACGUCCAGCCGGCAAGUCCGAUCUGUGGCCAAAUCGUACGGAAGAGAUAGUUACUGGAGGAGCUCAACAAUGGUGGCGAUGCCGUUCUUUGCGCCGAUGCCGUUCAUGUUUUGAAGGCCAAAUUUGGUAAUACACAGUUCGCCGGCGGAGGAUCGAAGCCGUCGCCGAAAUUAAUAUAAAUAUAAAUAUCAAUUUUGUACUUUCAUUUUUUUUUUAAAUAUGUAAUUGGUGUAUAUAUAUGGAAUAGCGUAUGUUUGGUGGCCCAA